AGAUGUAUUGUGAGAGGUUUAUAUGUAUCCUGAGAAUACUUGGAACCACACUCUUCGGGGUGUCCCUCCUGCUGGGAAUCACCGCUGCUUACAUUGUGGGCUACCAGUUCAUCCAAACAGACAACUACUACUUCUCCUUUGGACUCUAUGGUGCUAUGCUGGCAUCGCAUCUCAUCAUCCAAAGCCUGUUUGCCUUCCUAGAGCACAGGAAAAUGAAGCGGUCACUAGAAACUCCAAUCAAGCUGAACAAAACAGUUGCCCUUUGUAUUGCUGCCUAUCAAGAAGAUCCUGACUACUUAAGAAAAUGUUUACUUUCUGUGAAAAGAUUGACCUACCCUGGAAUUAAAGUUGUUAUGGUCAUUGAUGGGAACUCGGAAGAUGACGUUUACAUGAUGGACAUUUUUACUGAAAUCAUGGGUAGGGACAAAUCUGCCACUUAUAUCUGGAGUAAUAACUUCCACGACAAAGGUCCAGGUGAGACAGAGGAGUCUCACAGAGAGAGCAAGCAACACGUAUCUCAGCUGGUCCUGUCCAACAAAAGUGUUUGCAUCAUGCAGAAAUGGGGUGGAAAAAGAGAAGUAAUGUACACAGCAUUCAAAGCACUGGGGAGAAGCGUGGAUUAUGUACAGGUCUGUGAUUCAGAUACAAUGCUUGAUCCCGCCUCAUCAGUGGAGAUGGUAAAGGUUUUAGAAGAAGAUCCAAUGGUUGGAGGAGUUGGAGGUGAUGUGCAGAUUUUGAACAAAUAUGAUUCCUGGAUCUCCUUUCUGAGCAGCGUGAGAUACUGGAUGGCAUUUAACAUAGAAAGAGCCUGCCAGUCCUAUUUUGGCUGUGUACAGUGCAUCAGUGGACCUCUGGGGAUGUACAGAAAUUCUUUACUCCAUGAAUUCGUGGAAGAUUGGUACAAUCAAGAAUUUAUGGGCUCCCAGUGCAGCUUUGGAGAUGACAGACAUCUAACUAACAGAGUGCUAAGUCUGGGCUAUGCAACAAAAUACACAGCUAGAUCCAAGUGCCUUACCGAAACACCGAUUGAGUAUCUCAGGUGGCUGAAUCAGCAGACCCGCUGGAGUAAAUCCUACUUUAGAGAGUGGCUUUAUAAUGCAAUGUGGUUCCACAAGCACCAUUUGUGGAUGACCUAUGAAGCUGUAAUCACUGGAUUCUUUCCUUUCUUCCUUAUCGCCACAGUCAUCCAGCUCUUCUACAGGGGAAAAAUCUGGAACAUCCUCCUCUUCUUGUUGACAGUUCAGUUAGUGGGCCUAAUAAAGUCAUCCUUUGCCGGCUUCCUUAGGGGCAACAUCGUUAUGGUUUUCAUGUCACUCUACUCAGUGUUGUACAUGUCAAGUUUACUGCCAGCAAAGAUGUUUGCAAUUGCCACGAUAAACAAAGCAGGGUGGGGCACAUCAGGAAGAAAAACCAUCGUAGUUAAUUUUAUAGGACUCAUUCCAGUCUCCAUUUGGUUUACAAUCCUCCUAGGUGGCGUGAUUUUCACUAUCUACAAGGAAUCAAAAAAGCCAUUUUCCGAGUCAGAAAAGACAGUUCUCAUCAUUGGCACAGUGCUCUAUGCAUGUUACUGGGUUAUGCUUUUGACUUUGUACUGGGUUCUCAGAACCGUCACCAAAUGUGGCAGGCGGAAGAAGGAGCAACACUGCGACAUGGUGCUAGACUUAUGAUGUGGGAAGUUACCCAGAGAGCUGUAAAGCAACCCAACCACCUUGCAGUAUCUGCGGCAUCAGAGGAAUGUUGCCAAGGGAAAUGGAUCAUUGCUGCUGGGAAUAGGACAUUUAUAUUCCUCUGGGUUCAUUUUCAUCCUGCCAAAGCAAGAAAAAAACAAACAAAUAAUAAAAAAUGCUUUUUUUUUCCAAGGGGGAAAAUGCAAACCACACAGUUUCAACCUGUUCGCAAGAAAAUGGGAGAACUUCUAUGUUUAUGCACUUUUUGUAUUGUGCAUACGCCUGACAGUGUUACGUUCUAUAUACCUCACUGGUCAUGCUUAUGUGUGUGGACAGGAAGGAAAGGAGUUUGGAGACUCCAAAAGGAUCUUACAACCCCUUGCAAUCUAAUUUAUGAACUUCUUUUUUUUAUAGUUCUGUUUAUAGGAAGGGUCUUUUGUGUUAGGCUGCCAAAUGUAAUGCCAAAGGUAAAUUUUAAAAGGCCAUUGGCUGAGCUGUAUUUUUGUAUUAUUGUAUUAUUUGUGUGUGUGUAUUUUUAAGCCAACUUUUUUUUAAAUCACCUAUUUUAUAUUUUACUAUCU
Molecule: messenger RNA, 2248 nt
Organism: Mesitornis unicolor (brown roatelo)
Lineage: Eukaryota; Metazoa; Chordata; Aves; Mesitornithiformes; Mesitornithidae
Gene: HAS2
Product: hyaluronan synthase 2
Exons: 3
Coding region: 3-1667 (554 amino acids)
Biological process (GO): hyaluronan biosynthetic process; extracellular matrix assembly
Molecular function (GO): hyaluronan synthase activity
Source: RefSeq, a predicted model, not a curated record